AUGUACCAUCUCAUGAGUAGUUCUCUCGUGGAGGAUGAAGACUACUUCUUCAGGAUGAGAGCCUGUGGCUACUGUGAAGACUUUCUGUUCCCAAAGGUGUGCAGGAUCGUGGCAGACCUAUGGUCGGUUUACUCCAAGCCUGUCCCAGCAAACGGCAGAGAGCUGUGGACCUUGUUUCUUCAGUGUUCCUGCGUUACAGUGGUGAUAGGAGGUCUCUUUUACAACUGGAUGUUUGCUUCCUUGGAGUACUCCUGGCAUCUCUCCAUUGCAAUGGCUGUCUCCUUCAGUCUGCUCCUUCUCCUGACCCUUUUCUUGGUGCAUCCUGCCCGUUGUGUCUUCACUAUGAUCAUGCCUACGUUAGGUACCAAACAAGGCCGGAAGCUUCUCUUAUCAACCUGCAUCAUGAUAGUGGUGGUUAACAUAACACCCAACAUCAUAAGCAACAUUAAAACCAUACUGCAGGUUAUUAAGUGCAUCUGCAAGAAUUCCUCUGAGAGUCUUUUGAACUCAACUGCUCUGCUAGAGAGAGCUUCCUGGGAGUUUGGGGAUGCAAUCCAAGAAACCGGUCAUUCCAUUAAUAUUUAUAAGCCUAUGAAUGGACAUUUUCAGUUUUCAUUGCUUAAGAACAGCUCCUUGAUUUACCAACAAAUGCACCUUGCUGGUGAGAAAAUUGGGAGGGACUUUUUGGCUGUUGAGGUACUGGUCAAAGACUCUGUACGAGUAGGCAACAAGCUGGUUGCUGGCUUCUCCAUGCUCUAUCUCUGUUUUGAGUCCACCUGCUAUUUGAAAAAUUAUCUCACCAACCUCCGCUUUGACAAUUUUUACAUCACUAAGAAGCUGGAGCAUGUAGCUGCGGACAGAAAAGCAGCUCAUCUGUUGGCGGGCUCAUCAAAAAACCUCAUUCGACCAACAAGCUUGAAGUUGUCGCGGGAAGAAGUGACGCUGUGCCUCGUACAAGCCAUGCUGCUCACCGUGGCCCUGAUGUUGAUGCUGGUGAUUGUGGCGCUGGACCACUUUGCGUUCAGCGUGGCAGACACGGCGGUGAGAAAGGCAGCUCAGUUCUCCGUGGUCCCCGUCACUCUCAGCAUCAAAUACAGUGCUAAAAUAGGGAUCCUGCCCUUUCUUUUGAAACUUUUACGGCUUCCUUACGAAGAAUUACCACUUCAGGACUUUGAAAGAAGCUACCACCAUUAUCUGAUCUUCAGCUCUGCCCACUGCAGGAUCAGCCCCCCGAAGCCUCCCAACUCCUCUGUGCUGCUGGUCGUGGGGCUCCUCUUCUGCAUCCUCUAUGCCACGGUAUUCCUGGAAACCUAUGCACACCGCCUGUGCAGAAAAAUCGCAGCUUCCUUCUUCGAGAGCUGGGAGGAGAAGCGAGCCCUUUACCUCUACAAGAAGCUGUCCAGGAAGCACAAGGAGGAACAAAACUGU
Cariama cristata (Red-legged seriema) is the source of this 1428-nucleotide messenger RNA. RefSeq names its product osteoclast stimulatory transmembrane protein (gene OCSTAMP). Gene Ontology annotation, cellular component: membrane. Lineage: Eukaryota; Metazoa; Chordata; Aves; Cariamiformes; Cariamidae. The record is from RefSeq and is a predicted model, not a curated record. The annotation marks the transcript as partial. The transcript is spliced from 3 exons.